Messenger RNA from Leptosomus discolor (cuckoo roller), 1044 nucleotides. RefSeq names its product surfeit 6 (gene SURF6). Gene Ontology annotation, molecular function: DNA binding; RNA binding. NCBI's taxonomy places the organism in Eukaryota, Metazoa, Chordata, Aves, Leptosomiformes, Leptosomidae. Gene Ontology annotation, biological process: ribosomal large subunit biogenesis; ribosomal small subunit biogenesis. The record is from RefSeq and is a predicted model, not a curated record. Gene Ontology annotation, cellular component: nucleolus.
GUCGGCCUGCAGCGCGGCCCGGAGGCGCGGAAGAGGCAGUUCGUGUCUAAGCCGGGUCAGCCCGAGGAUGCUGGCAGACAGCUCAAGAAAAAGAGGAGAAAGAAAUCCAAGAAGGAAGCUGAGAAGAAGAAUGCUCCUUCAGUCAAACAGACAAUCUCUCCUGCCAGUAAACCUGCUGCGGGACAGAAAGCAGCCCCUCAAGCCAGCAAAUCCCCCCCAGAGGGUGUUCCACAGAGCCAAACUGGGGGUUUGGUUGCAGGGAGCAAAGGUGACGUGGGUUCCCCUUCUUUUUCUGCGAUGAAUCUCCUGCGUCAGAGACUCCAUGAGAAGAUUAAAAAAGCUUCUGGACAAGAUGAUGCCAAAGAAUUACCCCCUGCAGUCCUGGAGAAGAGGCAGAGAAGGAAGUACGAGAGAGAGAGAAAGAAGCGCCGAAGGAAGGAGUUGAAGAUGAAGGCAAAAACGGAGAAGAAAGAAACUGAGGAGGUACCGGUAGAGCCAGAAAGCAAAAAGGAGGAGAGCACAGCUGAGAUUGUCUUUAACAGGGUCGAAGUCCGUGAGGAGAAUGAGCUGAGCAAGGUCCAGAAGAAGAAAGAGAAAAGGAAAGCAGUGAAAGGCAACAUCACUCCUCUGACCGGCAAAAACUACAAGCAGCUGCUGAGCAGGCUGGAGACCAGGAAGAAUAAGCUGGAGGAACUCAAGGAUAAGGACCAGAAGAAAGCUCAGGAGCUGGAGAACAAGAUGAAAUGGACAAACGUUCUCUAUAAGGCGGAAGGCGUGAAGAUUCGUGACAACGAGGAGCGUCUGAAGGAAGCUCUGAAGCGUAAGGAGAAGCGCAAAGCGCAACGUCAGAGGCAGUGGGAGAAGCGGACGGAAAAAGUGGUGGAGAAGAUGCAGCAGCGGCAGGAGAAGCGUCGCAAGAACAUUCAGAAGAAGAAGAAGGACAGGAUAGAGAAGAAGAAAGCCAGGGCCCGGAAGAAGGGCCGGGUUCUGCCGGAGGACUUGAAAAAAGCUGGCUUGAAGUGAGAGCUGGUCCUGGCAGCCUGG